AUGGAUGCAAGUGGGUUUUUUAGAGGUACAUCCUCGGAACAAGACAAUAGAUUUGCAGAUAAAGAAAAGAAACUACUUAAAGUAAUGAAGUUUCCUCCUCAUUUUAACACUAAACUAGACAUAACUAAAGUUAAUUUACCUACUUUUAGGAAAUGGAUCACAAAACAGGUAAUCGAAAUGCUCUCUUUUGAAGAUGACGUUCUAAUUAAUUAUGUAGCUGAUUUAGUUGAAAAGAAUGUUGAUCCAAAGAUUAUGCAAAUUCGGUUGACAGGAUUCUUAGAGGAUAAUACAGACUCUUUUAUGAACAAGUUGUGGAAAUUGCUGUUGGACGCACAAGAUUCGGUGGCUGGUAUCCCCGAGGAAUUCUUAAAGGAUGCUGAAUUAAUGUCGUCGAGAGCAAUGGCAGAGGAGAAUAGAAUCAAAGAGGCAUUGGACAGAGCACAAGCAAGAAUGGGAAAUACAAGUCGUGUUGCUAGUAAUAGUGUUAGUGGUGGUGGCGGUAGCAGUGGUAAUAACCAACAAACAAACAUGUUAAUGCAACAACAACAACAACUCUUACAACUACAACAAUUACAACAACAAGAGGAGAAUUUGAAGCAAUUACAAGCACAACUAUUACUCCAACAAACCAAUCCUGCCGCUGCUGCUGCUGCCGCAUCGGUAUCUACACACAAACAAAGUUUUAGUAGUGUGGUUGGAGAUGUCAAGCCUGUUCCACCUACUUCUUCCUCCUCCUCCUCGUAUGGACUACAAAAGAGAAAAGAAACAGAAGAUUAUCAUCAUUCAUCAUCAUCAUCGUCGAUGGCCAAUUUAGAAGAUGAUAGAAAAUAUAGACGUUUUGAUACUGGACGCGAUAGAUAUCAUCACGACGACUACAACAAUAACAGAGAUAAUAGAAGAGAUGGCGGAUCGUACGACAGAUAUCAUUACGGAGGCGGCGGCGACAAUAGAGAUCGAUAUGAUGAUCGAAGAGGAGGUGACAGAUAUGACGAUCGAAGAGGUGGAUAUGAUGAUCGCAGAGAUCGAUAUGACGACCGAAGAGGUGGAGGUGGUGACAGAUACGAUGACCGAAGAGGUGGUGGAGUUGACAGAUAUGAUGACCGAAGAGGUGGUGGUGACAGAUACAAUGACCGAAGAGGUGGUGGUGACAGAUACGAUGACAGAAGAGAUAGAUACGAUGACAGACGAGAUAGAUAUGAUGAUAGACCAUCCUCCUCCUCCUCAUCCUCAUCGUCAUACAGUAACCGCGACAAGGAUAGAUACUAUAACGAUAGAGACAGAGAAUCAACAAGAAAGGAUUAUGAUAGAAAGGAUAGAUAUGAUGAUAGAGAUCGUGACAGAGACAGAUCUAGGGAUAGAUCAAAGGAAAGAUACUCAUCAUCAUCUUCAAAAAAAGAGGAUAGAGGUAGAUCAAGAGAUAGAGUAAAAGAAGAGGAUGAAAAGGAAAACAAUAACGACACUGACAACAAUAACAACGACAAUUCUCGUCAAGAAAGUAGUAGAUCAAGAUCAAGAUCAAAAUCACAAGAUAAUAAUAAUGAUGAUGACCAAAACGACAACAACACCAACAAGUACAGUGACGACGAAAAUGUUAAAGAAGAAUAA
Molecule: messenger RNA, 1605 nt
Organism: Cavenderia fasciculata
Lineage: Eukaryota; Evosea; Eumycetozoa; Acytosteliales; Cavenderiaceae
Gene: srrm1
Product: putative RNA splicing factor
Exons: 3
Coding region: 1-1605 (534 amino acids)
Biological process (GO): mRNA processing; regulation of mRNA splicing, via spliceosome
Cellular component (GO): spliceosomal complex
Molecular function (GO): RNA binding
Source: RefSeq, a predicted model, not a curated record